CUGGUAUCGUUCGUCACACAAAAAUUUUGUACGCUUGUAGAAGCAGUUGUUAUUAGUAUUUCGCUCGUUAAUCAUUCAAGUUGGAAAAUAUUUUCAAAUAUUAAAAUAGUCUCUAAAUAAUUUGUGUUACUACCAGAUACAUUAAUUCAUAUAUAAUAAUAAAGUUUUAUAUGAAUUGUUUUUAUUUUCCUUAUUAACUUAAGGAAUUAAAUUAAUAAAUAUAAACAAUUUAGAAAAAAGACAAUUAGACUAUACGGCGCUAAUGGUCUCAAUCAUAAAAGAGAUAACUAAAAGGAUUCAAGCUAUAAAAUGGAGUGGGUUCUUAGAAGUCCACAGAUUCAUAAUACCUUCAGCAACCUUGGUUAUGCAACUCCAGAUGGAUAUCACGUAAACGAAAAUUGUAAUGCUGCUUUAGAAACGAUACUUGAAAAUAUAUUAUCAGAAGACAAAAAUUUACGCACAUUUAGGAGAAGUAUCAGCUUUGGACAAAACGUUACAAAAGAUCUUUUACCUCUAUUAAUAAAUACCAAAGAUGAUAAGAUUAUAGAGUUACUAAUUAAAAUAUUGGUAAAUUUGACAAUACCCGUGGAAUGUCUCCUUUCGGUAGAUACUGUUAACAAAACAGACAUAGGCAGACAUGCUAUAUUCGAAAUUAACAACUUGCUUUCUUCAAUUAAGACCGCGAUCACAGAGCAAAGUGUUUGUAAAGUGAUUAUUGAUUUUUUGAAAAAGAACGCUGACGUUGAGUCCGUGUCGAACUUAAAUAAGAAACAAUGCACGAAUAUCAGUAACACACUUUUAUUCUUACGUAAUAUAUUACAUAUACCAGAGGAUACUAAUAACCUUAACUCAACGUUCACUAAUCCAACUCACACGGUUCAGAAUCAGCUAUUAUGGAACUUAUUCAGUCAAAGUAUCGACAAAAUUCUAAUAAAAUUGAUGACAAUACCUGAUGCGACUCAUUGGGGAGUCACGAUGGUCCAAUUGAUAGCCCUAAUUUUCAAAGAUCAACAUGUAACCAAGUUGCAUAAACUGCUAAAUGUGUGGCUGGAGACUUCCCUCUCUGAGAGUUCUGAAGAUAAUGAGAGUAAUACAUCACCACCGAACAGAGGUAGCAAUCAUUCAUCGUCGAUGGUAACGUCAGAUCCUACAUCAGACUCAUCUGACACCGGGGCGAGUGGCAUAAGCAAUCAAGGACAAAACUCCGUCAAUAAUUGCUGGGAUAAUAAUACCUCUAGAAAUGAUGUUGAUGGUGGAAAGCAAUCAUUUCAAUCACAAAAUGAAAACAAUAAAACUUUAGGCGAAACCAGUGAAAGUAACGAGAGUAAACUAUUUAACCAAUCUGAGCCCCUGAGCCAGAAAAAUGUAAAUAAUCCCAAGAAUAGCGAAAAUACCAAAAAAGUUGAAACUAAAAAUGAAAAAAUAACAGCUCUAUCUGAAAACUCGGAUUUCGGCUACGGAACCCAAAAAGAAAAUCUAGGAGCAAUAUUGACUUCUAGUAAUGAAGACGAAUUGCCAGUGAAACAAGCUGCACACCAGAAAUCGCAUCCUGUAAAACAGAGAACUAACAAAAACAAAGUCCGUGACAACGUUUCUCCGCAAGAGCGCAAAAGGAAAAAGAUUGUGAAAAGAUUUAAAGCUAAUAUUAUAAAUGUCCAAGGCUUAACACAUAGCACGCCAACCGAUGAAGACAUUUCCAACGUAUUAAAGGAAUUCACUGUAGACUUCCUCCUGAAGGGCUACAACUCGUUGGUCCGAACUCUACACACGCAGAUACUCACAAAUAUGCAACUGGAGAUCGACACAUCACAUUUCUUUUGGCUCGUCACCUACUUUCUUAAAUUUGCAACUCAGAUUGAAUUGGAUUUGGAGCAUGUAUGCUCGGUGCUGUCCUUCGACAUAAUCUCGUAUCUCACAGCUGAAGGAGUCAACCUGGCCGAACAGUUCGAAUUGUCUAUUAAACUGGACGGAAAUGAUUUAAAACCAAAAAUAAGAAGAUUACAUUUGGUCGUCACAGCUAUACGAGAAUUUAUUCAAGCGAUUGACGUUUACAAAAAAUCUGCUAACAUGUGUAGCAAUGACAAAGACACUCUCAUCAAGUUGGAAAUAAAAAUGUGCGAAACCGACGAACUGCGUUUACUAUUUGUUCUACUUUUGAGACAUUACAAUCCGAAAUAUCAUACUAAACAAUAUUUAGAGGAUCUUAUUGUUACGAAUCACAUACUCCUAAUUUUCUUGGACAAUGUAUUGAAAAUGCCAGAAUAUAAAGGCGACGGCAAAAUCGUCGAUCAUAUCAGACAAUUUUCGUCGCCAGAAAUAAUGUUUCAGUAUGGAAUUCUCUUAGAGAAUUACGAGGGGAAUGGAGAGUUCGUAAAUGAUUGCAUAUUCACUCUCAUGCACCACAUCGGAGGGGAGCUCGGGUGUUUAAUAUCUCUCUUUCAGCCGAAUAUAUUAAAGACAUUCACAUCUAUUUGGAAAUCUAAUUUUGAUAUAUGCGAUGAUUGGUCAGACUUAAUUGAGUACGUGAUUAACACGUUCAUCAAAAAACCGUAUAAAAUUCAAAACGCCAUGAGUCACAUACAGAAGAAAUUUUUCGAGGAUGAUAAACAUUUGAAAGAGAUCUUGUUGAGCGCUGAAGAACUAAGUGAACCGCCAGAAGAUAAGAAGUCGGUUCAAUUUUCGACUGACAGCAUCUCUAAUAGAUGGACUGAAGAAGAAUUGUCUUCGUUGAAUUGGAAUUACAUGCAAUGCAGUAAUUCAGCAGACGUAAUCGGGGAUAUUAUCAACAUGUUUAAAGAAGAUGGCAUCAUUAAGAAUAGAAAAGCGGUUGUGAGGGAACUUUACAACCAAUUCAUCCUCAACAAAGAUGAGUUUGAAACCUUUAUGAAAAAGGAAAAUGACAAACCUUUCCACAGCAAAACGCCACACGAAAAUAUGAAAGAAAAUAGGGAGGAUGAAAUAUCGAAACUCUGUGAACAGCUCAGACAGGAUGGAAUGCCUAAAUUUUUAGAUUGGGUUCAAAUGGUUCUCUUAGAAACCUGUUAUGCGAAAAUAUAUUUGGAAAAGUCAGCGAAAAGUAUGUUCAGUUCGAACGACACGAAAACAUUCGAUUCAAAUGGAAAGGAAUAUGAGUCGUUACCGAAGCAGCCCGCGGACUUGCCCGUCCUGUCACCAGUGUCGUAUCAUUCUUUACUCCUGAAUAAACCCAUACCCCUGGUGCCGUGGAAUGGCCAACAAGCCUCUAUUUGCAAGGACUUGAAAUUCUUGCUACUUUUACAUAAACUUGGUUUCCAUAUGCCAGUGGACACUGGCAAAGUUUUCAUUAGUAUACCGAACUUCUGGACACCUGACUUCCUGUACGAAAUGGCUGGGAAGAUAUCGCCUAUUGAUGUUUCAAAGUUGAAAUUCUCCCUGAGCGAUAUAUCCGAAAGCAGUAUCAUUCACUUCGCCGUGACGAAGAACUGUGUCUUACCAGAGAUGUCAAAGGGUCGAGACGUCUUAACACCCACUUCUGAAAAUUUCUUUCAAAUACAUAGCAAGAAGCAAAAUCGCUCGAACAUUAUGAAUUUAACGCCCAUGCCUGGAUCUCCUUACUCUUCUGCUGAAGAUGACGAAGUCGUUAUUAACAAACCAUGCUGGUUUGACGUAGUACAAAAAUCUCAAAAAUUUAAACUGUCCUUAGAUUUGGCAAAAUCCAUUAUAUCGGUCGAAAAUGAUACUAUGAAGGUUUGUGUACCUGAAAAGGUUACGCACGUCCCGCUUGAUAUGACGUCCCAUCAGCUCGGACCACUCGAGAGCUCUUCGCUCAUACUUCCGACGAUUAUGAGUGUGAAUCAAGAAGCCAGCGCUUUCAGAACACGACUAACGGACCCUGAUUAUUACAAUAAUAGCGUGUGCGAAACGGCGUCAGUGGCGUCGGACCUGACGUGCAUGUACGUGUCGGACGAGGAAGACAAGCCGGAGUCGCUGCGCAGCUCCCUCAAGCCGCUCCACGACCGCUGCUCCGACGAGCACGAGCAGAGCAAGCGCCCGCGCGUGCAGUACCUGCCGCCCUACUAGUGCGGGUGGCAUCCAUGCACUUUAGAAAAUAUUUGUGUUUGAAGUAAUGUAGCUUAUAUUUAAACGUAAAUUUUUGUUUGUUAGAAUUUUAUUUUUAGUUCUGCGUCUGCUCCAUCUAGGUGUUGUUCGUUUUAUUGAAUUAAAAUUAAAGUGUCGAGCUUUUAUUACCUACUUCUCAAAAAGUUUUGCGGACAAGAGUUACGCGUCGCAUUCGACGUGCUGCGCCGCAUCUGGUCGACAGGUAAGCUAAGUUACACUUACGCGCAGAAUUCAAAAUCUAAUUGUCUUUAUAAUUAAAUAGGCUUUAUACGUAUUUUUGUCACGUUAACAGUCCAAAGUGAAUGUAUCAGCUGUGUGGAGAAACAGAUUUUAGUAUUAAGAUAUCGAAGUAACCUCUUAGAAGUAGUUAUUUAUUAAUGAUGGUAGGUAUUAAUUGAAUGUAAUAAAUAUAGACUAAUGCCUACUAAUAAUGCAUUUCAUAAUUUAUGUAUUAUGUUAUAAGUGGCAUUCGUUUGAUUUCAACCUCGAGCUUUCAAAAAUUAUCUGCUUCUUCUAAACAGUACCAUUGAACAAGUCAGUAUAAGAUGAAAUGUAGCGAUAAGAUUAUUAUAUUUUAUUAGAAUAAAUGAUUAUGUGCUGUAUUGUUAUGUCUUUGUCUACGAAUUCCUCAUGUUCGGAAAUAAUUUUGUUGAAACAAACAGUUGAACUCUAUCAAUCUUUUUUUACGUUGUUUUUACAUUUGAAAGGAAACUUUGAUUUCGUUAUAUAAUUGUAGUUUUUUCGAUUUAAUUAAGUUUGUAGAUUAAGAGUUAAUAAA
Messenger RNA from Nymphalis io (European peacock), 4876 nucleotides. RefSeq names its product protein timeless (gene tim). Gene Ontology annotation, molecular function: DNA binding. The record is from RefSeq and is a predicted model, not a curated record. The coding region runs from base 310 to 4059 and encodes 1249 amino acids. NCBI's taxonomy places the organism in Eukaryota, Metazoa, Arthropoda, Insecta, Lepidoptera, Nymphalidae. Gene Ontology annotation, cellular component: replication fork protection complex. Gene Ontology annotation, biological process: DNA repair; replication fork arrest; DNA replication checkpoint signaling. The transcript is spliced from 17 exons.